CUUUGGCUGACGGGGUGUUACCUUCAAGACAGCCGCGCGUCACCGGCUAGCUUGAUAGCCUGAUGCUAUUAGCUUCGUUUAAUUAAAAAUGUUUUAGUGAAGCUUUUGUCGGUGUUGUACCAACAAACGCUAAAUACAACUAUACUGUUAAGAAAGUUAGAAAGGUCAGUGUAUAUAUAUAAAACAGCUAAUUUCUACCAGGAAUAACAGCGUUUCAAGCAUACUCCAGUCAGUAUGGAAGAGCAAGUAAGCAAUAACAUAGAGGUGACUGUCAAAACCCUGGACUCUCAGAGCAGGAGUUACAAAGUACAAUCACAGAUGACCGUGAAAGAGUUCAAGGAGCACAUUUCACCCUCAGUUGGAAUUCCUGUUGACAAGCAAAGACUUAUUUACCAAGGCAGAGUGCUUCAAGAUGAGAAAACCUUAACAGAGUACAAUGUGGAUGGAAAAGUCAUUCACCUGGUGGAGCGUGCCCCACCACAGACUACCCAGCAGGGCUCCGGCUCGGGUGGCAUUCCAGGGUCCUCUGGUGGGACACAGGGAGGAAAUCAGAACCCAAAUGCUAGCAGCAACUCUCAGGGGACCCCUCUCGGACCUACACAUGACCGCAAUGGCAACAGCUAUGUUAUGCUGGGUACUUUUAAUCUUCCGGUUAACAUAAUGGACCCUCAGCAAAUUCAGAUGUCCAUUCAGCAGAUGAUGACAGGUCUAGGAGAGAGUGCUAGGAAUCCUCGAGCUAGUACAAGUACCGGGGGCAAUGGAUCUGUGAAUGUUCAAAUAGAUUUGGACCAGUCAUUGCAAAGUGAGCCUAGACUUCGUCUGCUAUUGGCUGAGAACUUGCUGAGGGACACCAGUGCUUUGAUCCAAAUACUUGAGGAGGACUCUGCACCUCCACCCACCUCCUCCAGUUCCACUCCAUCUCCUUCUGCACAGCCCAUGGACACUUCCCCUCCUCCUUCCAGCACCCCACCAUCCUCUUCCUCCUCCACACAGACGGAAGGUGCUCCACCCCCUACAGCAGGCCUCAGUCACCCAAGCCCAGCUGAGUUGGUGGAGAUGUUGACAGAGCUGAGGAGGGUAGAGGAGAGACUUCAGCCCUUCAUUCAAAGAGCUCACCUUAUUCUAGAGGCGGCCACAACUGCAGACUACAACAAUAAUACCCAAGAGAGGGAUGAGGACCAACGCAUUCUCAAUGUGGUGGGGGAAGCUCUCCGUCUCCUAGGCAACGCCCUGGUUGCCCUGAGCGACUUGCGCUGUAACCUGUUGAGUACCCCUCCACGACACCUGCACGUUAUUCGGCCCAUGUCGCACUACACCUCCUCUGUUCUGACCCCAGGGGGCGUUCAUCACGUCCCCAUGCAGGUGAAUCUUGGAACGACUUUGAACAUGUCAGCCAAUGGCAGACCAGCAGCUGAGGGUCAACCUCAGUCUACUGGCCAAUCAGAUCAGCAAGGGCAAGGACAGACGUCUUCCAGUCAGCCUGCUUCAGCCAGUCAGCAGGGUGGACAGCCAGGGCCCAGAGUAAUCCGGAUCAGCCAUCAAACCAUGGAGCCUGUGGUAAUGAUGCAGAUGAACAUUGAUGACUCAGGAAACACUGCUCAGACUAAUGGACAACAGAAUGCUGCUGGCACUGGACAGCCUGGUGCCCCCACUACUGUCCAGAUUCCUGGUCUACCUCCAGAAUUCAUGCAAGCCAUUGUGCACCAAGCCACUCAGCAAGCCAUGGCCAUGGCAAACGCUGCCUCUGCUGGUCAGCAGGGGCAACAGACCACCACACCUGCAGCAAAUGCUGGUUCUGGCUCUACUCCUCCCCCUAUGCCCUCAUACCCCCCACAGGCUAGAGUGGUUUUCACCAGACCCUCAUUUACACAUAGGAUGGCUAGUCCCACUUUUGCCACACGAGGGGCCACUAUCAACCUCAGAGCAGCUGUUCCACCGAUGAUGGGCCAACAGCCAGGACAGCCUGGGCACAUCCCUCCGGCUGCUCUCAAUCAGAUGAUCGGUGGUCUGGUCGGACAGCUUCUGACAGGGGCAGCUGGACAGAUGGCCGGUCAAACUUCUACAUCUUCCCAGCAUACAUUCACCUUCUCCACGUCGUCCUCCACAAGCACUCCAUCCACCACCACCAGUAGCUCUGGACCCACACAGUCUAAUAGUACCAGCACUAGUACCAGCACCAGUACUCCCCAUCCUGGAACUGCACCGCCACCCCCUCAGGAAACUCCUUUAGGGGGAAACCUGGAGCAGUUGUUGGGGUCUCUUCUAGGCGGAGCUGUUGCUGCAGGUGGCCAGGGGUCUUCUAUAACAGUCACCAUGCCUGGGGUCCCAACCUUCAUCCAGGGCGUCACAGAUUUCAUGCAGGCUUCCCAAACACUUUUCUCUCAGCCUCCCACUGGACAGCCUCCUGCUUCCACCCCCACUGCACCUGGGGCCACCCCAAAUGCAGCGUCUGCUCCUGGGGCUGCUGCAGCCGGUGAGGGCCUGAACCCUGAGCUCUUCACUGGGAUAGUGCAGGGCGUCCUUUCCACCAUGAUGGGCUCUCUAGGUACCCCUCAAAACGAAACUGAGAGCAUCGCUCAGUUCAUCCAGAGGCUCUCCCAGACUAGUAACAUCUUCACCUCUGGCACUGGAGAUGCUAUGGGUUUCUUUGGUGAUCUUCUGGCUCUGGUGUGUCAGAACUUCUCCAUGGUGGAUAUGGUGUUGUUGCUUCACGGGCAGCACCAGCCACUUGGUCGUAUCCAGCCCCAGCUUGCCCAGUUCUUCACUGAGCACUUUCUGCAAGGCCGUGAACCCACAGAGGCUAAUAUCACUACAGCAGCCAAUGAUUUAAUCGCUGAACUUGAGGAAUACAUCACAGAAAGUUUUUCAACUGUCACAGUCCGUGAUGGAGUGGAUAUCACCCAGACAAACCGGUCUUUUCUCAGACAGCAACUAACUGGCAUCGCCACCCACAUACUGCAUUGCAGCGAUCAAACAUUUGGACCUCGGCUCCUACAGCUGUGUAACCGAGCUCUCUUUGAUUGUCUGGCCCUCAACCUCUACUGUCUGAAUGGAGAACAAAGUGCCCUUACUGCUGUCAUCAACCACCGCAUUAGAACAAUGUCAGCUGAGGUUAAUCCCAGCCUGGUGAACUGGUUAACCAGUAUGAUGACCAUGAGGCUGCAAGUUAUACUGGAGCAUAUCCCGGUCACAGAGGAACAAAUUACGCAUUAUGUCAUCCACACACAGAGUCAAGAAUCAGCAGAGAGGCACACACAGGAACCUGAGCCUCAAAACAUGGAGAUGGGGGACAGUCAUUCUCCCACACCUGCUACUACAGCAGAGGAAGCUCUGGCCUCCUCCCAGGAAUCAGGAGCUGUGGGAGGUUCAGCUGGAGAAGGAGAGGAAGCUGUCGGAGGAGAGGAGACAGGGAGGGAUGCUGAAGCUUGGGCAGCUGCAUUGCCUCCUGAGUGGGUUCCCAUUAUCAGACAAGAUCAGAUCAGUCAGAGGAAAAUGAAGGCCCAACCUCCUCUCUCUGAUGCGUAUCUUCAUGGGAUGCCAGCCAAGCGCAGGAAGAUGGUAAAGAGUGAUGGGCCCAAACUGUCACUCUCAGAGGCAGUGAGCCAAGCCGUGAGGUCAGCAGGUGUAACACCCAUCACAGCCCCAAAUGCCCUGCAAGGAGAAUUAGAAAGACCAGAAGUUCAGGAAACGUACAGUGAACAGUUGAAAAAUGACAUCAAGAAACGAGUAAAGGACGACCCUGACUACAAUUCUAGACGGUUUCCAAACACACAUCAAGUCUUUGCUCCAGAUUCAUAACUUUCCUACCAGCCAUCUUACAUGUUUCCACCUCAGCCCUGUCCCUUGCGUGGGGCUUGUGUUUUAUUUCUUGGAAUUUACACACGUCAUCAGAUGACUUCUCUCCCCCAGGAAACCUUUCUAUAGAUAUGUUUUUAUUAAAGGGUUCUGAUAGUUGAUCCACAUCUUUGCAUUGUUCAGUAGAUUUAUGUGUUCUAUGUGUGGAUCAUGUGUGACUGGAUGUGGUGCUCUCAUGCACACUAAACAUCUGAUCAAUGUGUCUUCUGACUAGGGUUGACCCGGAGGGACAUACCAUAAAUAUUAUCUGUUUUAAUGAGUCAGUCCAGUCAGAAACAGUUUUGUAACUGAAAGAAAUGUCAGGUAAGAAUGAAAUGGACAGAACUAAUAAUGUUGAACACUACGAAGAAUGAUGCUGUUAUUUAAAGUUCUAUUGAUAUAUAACAUUUUGCCUUGCCUUUUACCUCUCCCAUGGCUCUGAUAAGUCUUUUUUGCAAUGUAAUGUGGUACCAUGAAUGAAAAAAAAAAUGCCUGUGAUUAAACAACUUUGCCCCAGUUUUAGUGCAUAUUAUGUGUUUAGUUUUUUUGUGAGGAAAAUCAAAUGCAUUUUGCUUGAUAUUUUACCAUGUCGCCCAAAAAUUAAAAUUCUGUCAUAAUUUGCUCAACAGCA
Molecule: messenger RNA, 4465 nt
Organism: Myxocyprinus asiaticus (Chinese sucker)
Lineage: Eukaryota; Metazoa; Chordata; Actinopteri; Cypriniformes; Catostomidae
Product: large proline-rich protein BAG6-like
Exons: 25
Coding region: 235-3798 (1187 amino acids)
Cellular component (GO): BAT3 complex
Molecular function (GO): misfolded protein binding; polyubiquitin modification-dependent protein binding
Source: RefSeq, a predicted model, not a curated record